AGAUAUUAUGUAUCCCUUCAACAAUUUCAUCAGUAACCAGGAUCACAGCCCUAAUGGACUCCGUCGAGAUGCAGCCCGCCGACUCCCAAUCAGCAUUAGUGCCUGAGCAGGCCAUUCUUACGUACGCGGGUCUCACCGCUUUGAUCUGCCAGGAGCUCGGCGUGCAGGAAUCGAGCGGUGAGCCGGCGAGCUUACGCUUUUGAGAAGGUCGGAAAAAGAUGGCCAGCAGAAUUCUCAAGUCAGACACUCGGCCUGCUCUUACACGUCCAGCCGCCCUUUUUCGCCAGUCGAACCCUGGUAGGAGGAUUGGUUCCUCCGAUCCACAUUUCAGACCAUGCAGCGGUCCGACCCAGUCAACGCCUCAGUCUGUCUGUAUCUCAUGGAAGGAUGUUAUGAAGCUUGCAGGUUCAGGAACAAUGCGACCCUUUGGUCCGGAUGACCAGAUGCCAGUUGGUCGAGACCGCAGACCGAUACCUUGGGGAUGGUCUAUCGAGCAAUUUCGAGCAAUAUCGAGCACCUGCGUACGGGCCAUGCACCGGUUUCCUAGGCUGGCGCACGGGGCCAAGGAGGGGGCAAUAGUGCAAAAUCUCCCAUACAUACCGAUCCUCCCAUCCAUGAUCGAUCAUUUCCGAUCCAGGCUCAAUUUUCUCCGGAGCGAGCGUGUCCUCCAUUCCUCCAGUGAUUCGGCGACUCCAUUUCGAAUUUCUUGGAGCACAUUCACGGCGGUGGAAAAGGGGCAAAGCUCAAAAACCAGAUUCGAAAAGAAAGGAAACCCUGCCUGCAGCUACCCGUUCUAUUCCUUCUUUGCGCCCAGCUGCAGUCGAUCGCUGGUCAACCUUGAUGGCUAUUGAAUGCGCAAUUGAAUUUCCACAGGGCGUCUAUGAUCCACCAGCGAGAGAGCAUCGGCAGCCGCCCAGCUAGAAGGAAGUCUACUUAUCUCGGCUGGCCUCAUCGUCCCGACAACUUAGGGACCUUUGCAGUUUGCAGUGACCCUGGCCGCCGGCGUCCGUGAUCCGUACAUCCGGCACGUAAUUAGGCAGUAGUGCCCCUCCAUCUCCGAACGGUCUGGAAUUCCCCAAGCGGGCAUCCCUCUGAGUCGGUGAAGGUUGUCACCAUCACCGUCUUGGGACCGUUGGGGAUCGAUCAUGAUUCCGUGGAAGGAUUCUUGACCGCUCCUAUAUACUAUCGGGUUGGGCACUGUUCUUUCUACACAUG
This is a messenger RNA of Aspergillus sclerotioniger CBS 115572, 1215 nucleotides long. RefSeq lists its product as uncharacterized. The coding region runs from base 219 to 851 and encodes 210 amino acids. The record is from RefSeq and is a predicted model, not a curated record. NCBI's taxonomy places the organism in Eukaryota, Fungi, Ascomycota, Eurotiomycetes, Eurotiales, Aspergillaceae. The transcript has 2 exons.